This is a messenger RNA of Cheilinus undulatus (humphead wrasse), 5136 nucleotides long. Its product is annotated as tripartite motif-containing protein 16-like. Gene Ontology annotation, molecular function: protein binding. The record is from RefSeq and is a predicted model, not a curated record. Lineage: Eukaryota; Metazoa; Chordata; Actinopteri; Labriformes; Labridae. The coding region runs from base 45 to 1904 and encodes 619 amino acids. The transcript is spliced from 3 exons.
CAGAGCAGCCAUCGAUACAGAGGACAACAAACGUCGAUAUCAACAUGCCGAGCGCUAAAGCGAAAAGUACUCAUUUCUGGGCCGACGAGGAGACUCAUUUCAUGUUGUACCAGCUGAGGGAGGUGAAUAUAUCCAAAUACAUGGAUGGAAGGAAAACGAGGAAUGGAAAGCUGUUCAGGAUAGUGGCCGAGCGGUUGGACAAGGCUGGAUUUAAAAGGACCCCCGAGCAGAUCCGUGUCCGGUGGAAGCACCUGAAACAGGCCUACUACCACGCCAAGAAGAACCACCCCGCCGGCAGCAGCAAUGCUGUUUACUCGGACGUGUUAGAGGAGCUGCUGGGUCACAGGAGCUCGUCCAACGGUGUGGAGGAUGGAGACAACACCAAGGGCUCAGACGGUCUGCAGGAGGUGGAGGACCUUGGGGACACGACAGAGGAGGAAGAGGAGGCAGAAUCUCCAGCGAGAGUAAGCAGCCCUCCUCAACCCAGUGCAUCGUCUACCUCACAGUUAGCUGUUCUUUCUGCAGAGCAACGACAGACAUCACCAAGUGGAAGGACACAACACGUAGCUAAUGUGGAAAAGUUUCUCCAAACGAUGCAGCAGAUGCAGAGGACCUGGUUGCAGCAGAUCCAGCAGAGUCAGGAGAGAGAAGAACGGCUGGUCAACAGCAUUCUGGAAAACAAUGCCAAAAUGGUGUCUGCGAUGAUCGAAGGCAUCCGUGGCUUGCAGCCUCCCACACCUCGAACACCUUGCCAGGUUUCAGAAGCUAACAGCUGUGCAGCGGGGGAGCAUCCGGCUGCAGCAGAGAGGACUGAAAGGACGGGAGAGGUGGAGAUGAAUGGGUGUAACAUCCAGCAGAGAGUUCAGGACAAAGAGAGAGACGUGAAGCUGCUUCAGCAGGAGGUGGAGGCUGUCAACCGCUCUGCCGAUGAAGCAGUGGAGCACAGUGAGAGGAGCUUCUCCAAGCUGAUUUGCCUCAUGGAGAAAAGACGCUUUGAGGUGAGGCAGCAGAUCAGAUCCCAGCAGAGAGCUGAGGUGAGUCAACUCAAGGAGCUUCAGGAGAAGCUGGAGAAGGAGAUCACUGAGCUGCAGAAGCUCCCCUUCACAGAGGACCAGGACCAGUUACUACAGGACUUCCCCUCACUGUCACAACUCGGUAAAUCUGCAGACUCAUCCAGCAUCAAUAUCCGUCCUGUGACGUAUUUUAAGGAUGUGACAGCGGCUGUGACAGACGUCAGAGACAAACUAGAGGACGUUCUGAGUGAGAAAUGGACAAACACCUCACGGACAAAGACUGAAACAGAUGUUUUAAUGUUGCAGUUAGAGCCCAAGACCAGAGCAGAGUUCUUACAGUAUUUACAAGAUGUCACACUGGAUCAAAAUACAAUAAACUCAUGGCUGGCAUUAUCCAAUGGGAACAAAAAAGUAACAUUCAUGAGUAAAUACCAGUGUCAUAGUAUCCACCCAGACAGAUUCAGUGAGUGUCUUCAGGUCCUUAGUGAAGAGAGUCUGAAUGGACGUUGUUACUGGGAGGUGGAGACACAAGGAGACGGAGUUUGUGUAGCAGUGGCGUACAAAGACAUCAGCAGAGCAGGGAGCUCCAAUGACUGUGGAUUUGGAUAUAAUGAUAAAUCUUGGGUGUUUGAUUGUUACAACAACGGUUUUUACUUUUGGCACAACAACGUCCAAGCUCACGUCUCAGGAUCCGUGUCGUCCAGAGUCGGCGUUUACCUGGAUCACGGUGCAGGUGUUCUGUCCUUCUACAGCAUCUCUGACACAAUGACUCUCCUCCACAGAGUCCAGACCACGUUCACGCAGCCUCUACAUGCUGGAAUCAGGUUUCAUUUAUGUAACUGUGGGUCCACCGCUGAGUUCUCUAAGCUGAAAAAGACUGAAACCAUUUAAAGGGUUUACUUCUGUGUUUUAUCUUUAAUUCUGACUGUUUUCAUAUUUGUAACAAACUUCUCUCUGCUCUGAGUGUUUGUUCAGGGAAACAGCUCUACUAGAUUGAUCCAGAAUCCCCAUGUGUAAUUACCAUGAAAUUCUUUAUCACAUUUGGACUAGUUUUGUGGGUGAGCCCCAGGAAUAUUUAUGACAAUUCCCCGUUUUUGUUGUGGAUAGUUUGCAGGUUUAAUGAAUCAGAGUGCAAUAUGAGAGUAGUUUAUAAACCCUCACCUUUUAUUCAUUCAUAAAGAUGUAAUAUAUAAGCACCCUUAAUAACCUAAAGCCCUCCAAAUAAGACAAAAAGUAGCUUCAGAUAGGUUCUUUGCAGAUGAAGCUGUGCUGCAUUAUGGAAACUUCCUUUGGGGGGCAAGUAGUGAUUUCUGCACACGACCAGAAAGGCUACGUUUUUAGCUGUUUAUGCCAAGUGUUCAAAGUGAGAGGAUAAAAACAUUAAUUCUAAAGCUACUUUGUAUCCCGAAAGUAGUAAAAUAUUCAAGCAACACUAAAAAGUUUUUAAAAACUCGCAGUGCAACAGCAGCAGGCAGGGAAAAUUAAAGCCUCCGUCCAAAGCCUUGACUAGUAGAGUAACACAACGCUCAUGUAUGGUCUGUUUUCACAAAGCGGUUCGUUUAGCACAUUAAGCCCUGAUCUAGCCUCUUCAGCUGCUGUCCGUCCAGUCUUCAGGCUCAUUUAUGCUCUGUGCACAUAUGAAAAUAGAUCUGUGCUUUAAACGCCACAUCUGUCAUUGCCCUCAUAUUUACAUGCGUCUGUUGUGUGGGAGAAGGCGGACAUUACGACCCAACUUCAGAAAUCCCAAAAUAUGCCAUUAAGUAGAAGUGAAACUACUGAUUUCAAAAUGUAAGAAGUACUAGUACACAAAAAAGCUACUUGGUUACAGUACUUAGAGUAAAUGUAAUCAGUUACUUUAUACCCUGAGAAUUAAAACAACCGGGGGGGGGGGGCACUGAAAAGGGAGCUAAUCGUGGCUCACAAAGUUUAUUCAGUUGAUAGUAUAUCACAGUUUCAAUCCAAAGCUUUUUUUGUGUCAAAAUUAUUGUUUUUUGUGUUAAAGAGGUUUAGCGAGCCUCCUAGCUCAGUACAAGACUCCUCUAGACUCUUGCCUUCCUUCAUCUGGCUAACAACGCUCGACACCGGGAAGUCUACAGGAGUAAUUUGUGAUAUUCAUUGCCUAAAUGCCAGGUUAAAUCAAUAAAACUGUUUUAAAAAUCCAUUUUUUGUAAAGUGUAGGGAUGGUACCUAGAGAGUGUAGAAAGUUUCUCUGGACAGUUGCUGUGUACACGUCCGUUUAGAGCUGUAAAGUGCUGACUUUCCUCCAGUCCCUUUCAUUCCUGAUGGCUUUCCCCCACUUCCUGACCCCCAACUGACAUUCACGCAUCAUCAGCAUAACGUGACAGCAAAGAACCUACAAAUGUAAAAACCAAAAUUUAACUUAAUUAUCAGGAUCGACGUUAGUGUUACUCAACCUUGCCCUUUUUAAAAGGUCCCCUCUUCCCUGUAGAGAAAUGGCCUUUAACAGGAAUUUUAGUAUUUAUUAAGAAAUGAACAGCAUGACUGAUCUCCUUAUCAGUACACCUUAAUGGUCCAAGUAUUGAUACUACUGCCAACUUUAUUCUGACAAAUAAUUUAAUGUAAAACCUGUAUUAAGGUUUAUCACCAAAUAAAAUUCCCUUUUUUGACGUUGCAUUGAACACAUCAUGAACACAUUUUUCAUUGGCCUUAUAGUCAUUUUCCUGAGCCGACCUUGAACUCAUCCUAAUAUUGUGGCAUGUGUAGUCAGCCCACUAGCUUUUAUCCAGACAAUUCCCAUAAAGAUCUGAACGCUGUAUUUCUGUUUUUCACUAAUGGGAGUUCACACACACAGUGUGUUUGCCACGGCUGUUUGUAGUGGUGGAGGAUGAUGACUGUCACUCACAGUCCCAGGAGAGUUGGCUUUUUAUUUAAUUUUACCCAGUCACAUGUCAUUUUUGUGUAAUAUUAUUUACACAUUGUCUUCCCUUGUUAAAAAGUGUUAAUGAAGGCUUGGAAACUGAUCAUCUUUAAACUUUAGAUUGAAACAGUAGACUGGAAAAAGUCAAAGGAACCAGUUGAAUUGGGCUGAUUUCCCUCACUGUGGAGUUUUUUUAAUGUAAUGGAUCUGCCAAAUGUACUUCCUGUGGAAAAUGUGUCUCUAUUGUGUCAUAAAAUGAUGUUUAAGUUCUUGUUUCAGUGGGACUGAGAUCCCAGACUUGCUGCUGUAUUGAAACCUUCCACCUUAAUGAGUGAGAUCACUACGUACUGGACUGAGUGUUGAAGGAGGUGGAUUUUACUAGGGAUGCACCGUAUUGGAUUUUUGCUGUUAACCAGUCUGACAGUUCCCAAACUCAUCCCAGCUGACACUGAUAUAUGGACACCUUAUUUUCUUGUAAAGUGCUUCCAGUGCAAAGAGAGGCUGAGUCAUCGGAGCUGAGAGAGGAGCAGGAAGUAGACAGCCUGGUGGUUGUUUUACUGUUCAAACUGUUCAGGCUUCACAGUGGACUUUUAAGGAUGAUGCACCUGAGGCAACCACCUACAUCUGAUGGCACACUUGUUAAUUUUUGCUAAUAUUUAAGGGUGAUAUAUGAUUUACACUGCUGAUAUAUCUUCUGUGUAUACCAGCAGAAAAUUUCAAGACAGCCCGGCUGCAGACCGCUCAUCGCUCAUCUCUGACGGCUCUCACAGACCGCACACCUGAGAUGGUGUGCAUCUCAGAACGAACAACCAUUCUCACAGACCGCAUGUCUCAGAACGUAAAUACACACUAAAACUUCCCAAAAUAAAAUUGGUUUAAACUUCCGGUGUCAAUCUACCGCUGUUUAUAUGCAGUUGGCAUCCGCUUCCUUUGUCUUCUAUUACCAGUACUUAGCUUUCGUCUGAGAUAUGCUGCGUCUCACAUAAGCGGUCUGCUGGAGGGCUGUUUGAGUUUGACGGCCUGCAGCCAGACCCCCCUUGAUCUGCUAAUGCCAUUAUCAUGCCAAUAAUAUUGUGCAUCCCUAGAUUUGACUGCAUUAUUGUCCUCUGUUGAACACAUCCCUGUCUGUCUUUAUGAGUUGAUGUCUUAUGAAACCAAAGCAAACUUUUCUGUAUUGUAAAUAUUUUCUUCUCACUUCUCAGGAUAUUUGCAGAAAAUCUAUGAUCAUGUUUAUAUAAAUUUAUU